GCGGAGAGGCACAGUCAACGUUUAAUCGUACGACAAACAACAACUAGUGCAGUUAAUUUUCGCUUCAGAACAACACAGACCUUCUAACAAACAAUCCUUCAAAAUGUUCAGAUUGGUGGUGUUGUCUGCUGUUCUUGCCGUUGCCGCUGCCGCCCCAGGAGCCGCUAUCGUAGCUUCAGCCCCAUUGGCCUAUCAGACGUAUGCCGCAGUCCCAGCUUUAGUGGCCCAGAAGGAGAUCGCUUACGAGAAGAGCAUCAUCGAGGAGCCAACCGUUGCCCACGUGGGAAACAUUGAAAAGAAGAUCCCAACCGGAUACUCGCACCAGAGCUUCACCCAGUACCACAACAAGCAGGUCGCCGAACAUGUGUAUGCCCCAGCCGUGAAGAAGACUGUCGUCGAAACUCCUGUUGAGAAGACCACCUACCACGCUGCCUCGGUGGCCACUCCAGCCAUCACCUAUGCUGCUGCCCCAGUUGUGGCCAAGACCCACUACGUUGAAGCUGCCCCAGCUCUGGCCUAUGCUGCUCCAAUUGCCAAGACCCACUACGUCCAGGCCGCUCCAGCUCUGGCCUACGGAACCGCUUACGAUCUCCCAUACGCCAAGGCUGCCUACUACAGCGAAUACCCAACCGUGUACAGUGCUCCGGCUGCCGUCUACGCCAAGUACUAAGUUGACUGUCCCAAAAUUCCUCCCCCAAACGACUUCGAUUUCAUUUUCGACUGUGAAUAGUUAUUUUUCUUUUGUUCGCUUUUUGAGGAUUGUUUCCGCGGAAGAUGAGAAAAAUAAAAACUUGAAAUUAGUUUAAUUUA
Molecule: messenger RNA, 810 nt
Organism: Aedes aegypti (yellow fever mosquito)
Lineage: Eukaryota; Metazoa; Arthropoda; Insecta; Diptera; Culicidae
Product: cuticle protein
Exons: 1
Coding region: 104-670 (188 amino acids)
Source: RefSeq, a predicted model, not a curated record